Messenger RNA from Leptosia nina, 294 nucleotides. NCBI's taxonomy places the organism in Eukaryota, Metazoa, Arthropoda, Insecta, Lepidoptera, Pieridae. The record is from the annotation of a GenBank genome assembly.
AUGCGUCUGGGAGUCAUCCUGGCUGCUACUCCGCUUCCUCUUUCUUCGGAAGCACCACUCUUGGCCCAUUGCAUCACAGCCGGUGUGCCGCGACCCUCCUCCACCCAGUGCGCUUUCUCUCACUCACUCAACAUGAAGCCAGGUUAUCCACGACAACGGCGUACACCAUCUCCGUUGAAAGCACUUAGUAACCCAUAUUCGGAUCUCAUCAGUUCAAAAAAGACUGGCAUCCGAAGACCAAUGAGAUCUAUAAUGGAUACGCAAUUGAUGCUUUGUGACGAGAUUUUAGUGUAA